AUGGCAUCAUCUCCCGCCGUUUCCGUUCCCAUCAUCGACACCCAUGUGCACCUCUAUCCCCAGUCCGAGGUAGGAACCCACCAGUGGUACGCUGAAGACAAUCCUCUCGCCAAGCAGCACUCCAUCCAGGAAUACCAGACCGCCACCGGUGCGCCUGGCAAUCUUCAGGGCUACGUCGCAAUUGAGGUCGACCGCAAGAACGACAAUGCUAAGGAUUGGACUCACCCACUACAAGAGAUUGCAUGGCUUCGCCGCAUCGUAACCGGCCAACCGAAGCCUGGCGAGGGCCACACGGCUGACGAUGGCCGUGAUUGUCUCGGAAUUGUGCCGUGGGCGCCGGUUGCGUUGGGCUCUGCAGAGUUGGAAAAGUAUCUUGCAGCUGCGGAAAAGGAAGCCGGGCCUGAAACAUGGGCCAAGGUGAAGGGUUUCCGCUACUUACUGCAAGAUAAGCCCAACGGAACAGCCCUAAGUGACGAUUUUAUCGAGGGCCUGAAGCUGCUUGGCAGAAAGAAGUUCGUCUUUGACCUGGGUGUUGACCAGCACAAAAGAGGGAGAAUCCAACUGGAGGAGGCGGUAGAAAUGAUCGACCGUGCACACGAAGGUGUGGACGAGGAGGACAAAGUGGUAUUUAUCCUGAACCACCUUUGCAAGCCAGAUCUAACCAUCGUCAACGUACAAACGGAUCCCUCAUACAUCGCCUGGCGCACCGCCAUGUUUACGCUCAGCAAGUGCGACCGUACCUACAUGAAACUGAGCGGCUGCUUCAGCGAGAUGCCCGAGUUUUUGAGGGCUCGCCCGGCCGAGGAAAUUCUCUCUGCUAUCCUACCCUGGCUUGCCGUGGUGAUUGCCGCCUUUGGGCCCGAACGCAUCAUGUUUGGCAGCGACUGGCCGGUGUGCACUCUAGGCCUUGGUGAUGAAGCCUGGAAGAAGUGGCGCAGAGUGGUGGAGAUGACGUGCCAUAUGGCUGGCUUGGGACCCGAGGCUCAGACAAGGCUCUGGGCGGAAACAGCGAGGGAAGCGUACAAACUUGAUAGUCGUCCGGUCUACAAAGUCGUAGACUUGACGAGAAGCGACGAAUAG
Neurospora hispaniola is the source of this 1080-nucleotide messenger RNA. RefSeq lists its product as uncharacterized. The record is from RefSeq and is a predicted model, not a curated record. Bases 1 to 1080 code for a protein of 359 amino acids. The transcript has 2 exons. Lineage: Eukaryota; Fungi; Ascomycota; Sordariomycetes; Sordariales; Sordariaceae. Gene Ontology annotation, molecular function: hydrolase activity.